AUGUCUUCCUUCACCCUUUCCGCCGCGCCCAACACUGACAUCUGGAAGAAGCCGCCUUCCCACAACGUCUACGAUGCUCCCACAAAGACAGUCCCGGCCAAACCCCUCAGCCAAUUCAAGUCCGCAAAAGUCACAUUCUCCGCAGACUGGUCUGAACUGUACGAUCAAGCAGGCCUCAUCAUCACCUUUGACUCCAACUCCGGCCGCGAGAAGAGGUGGAUCAAGACUGGCUUGGAGUACUACCAGGGGACGCUACAACUCAGCACCGUCGCCUGCGAUCGUUGGGCCGACUGGAGCAUCACCCCUCUCGCCGCCUUUGAGGGCUCCAAAAGCACCACUGUACUCAUUGAGCAGGAGCGCGACUUCAUGGGCCCGAGUUUCUGGGUGUACUAUGUGAAACAGGACGGCACCAAGGUGCCGCUGCGUGAGAUUUGCUGGGUUUUUGGAGAUGAUGACUGUACUGGCAAGGACUGGAACUUGACUGUUGGCGCUUUGGUCGCUCGGCCUGCAAAGGAUGCGAAGAGCGAUCUUGAGGUUCAGUUCAAGGACUUUGACGUGCAGUGGUCUGAGUGA
Messenger RNA from Colletotrichum orchidophilum, 573 nucleotides. RefSeq lists its product as uncharacterized. Bases 1 to 573 code for a protein of 190 amino acids. NCBI's taxonomy places the organism in Eukaryota, Fungi, Ascomycota, Sordariomycetes, Glomerellales, Glomerellaceae. The record is from RefSeq and is a predicted model, not a curated record. The transcript has 2 exons.